This is a messenger RNA of Brassica rapa (field mustard), 1532 nucleotides long. Its product is annotated as putative dual specificity protein phosphatase DSP8. NCBI's taxonomy places the organism in Eukaryota, Viridiplantae, Streptophyta, Magnoliopsida, Brassicales, Brassicaceae. The record is from RefSeq and is a predicted model, not a curated record. Gene Ontology annotation, biological process: protein dephosphorylation. Gene Ontology annotation, molecular function: phosphoprotein phosphatase activity.
AGAGAAAGCAAACGAAGAAAAAAAGGUUUGAGUAGAGAUUAGGCAAAAAAACAAACUUCGAUCCCCAAAUUCGAAACUUUGAUCACAAUCUUCAAUCGGCUCAUCUCCGUCUCGUCGUCGCCGGCGUCUGAUCGGAUCAUGGUGGUGAAUUCGCGGAAGAAUUUGAAUUUGUCAAGAUUUCGAUUUCAUCUCUGUAUUACGCUUUAGGGUUUUCGUUUAUAAUCGUGUGUAUAUAAAAAAGACUGGUGAUUUUUUAGGAUUGUUUGUUUGUUUGUGUGUGUGGUUUGAUCGGAAUAUGUAUAUCGAAGAAGUGAGUGAGAAAGGGGAGAGAUCGGUGGAGGAGGAGGAGGUUGGUGAUGGAGAUAAGGCUGUGUUGGUGAGCAGUGGAGACGUGGUUGUGUUGACGACGAAGAUGGCGCUUGUUGGCGUUGGUGCACGUGCCUUGUUCUAUCCGACUUUGAUUUACAACGUUGUGAGGAAUAAGGUUGAGGCUGAGUUUCAUUGGUGGGAUAGGGUUGCUCAGUUUAUACUACUGGGAGCUGUUCCGUUUCCGUCUGAUGUUCCGCGGCUGAAGGAGCUUGGUGUUUGUGGAGUGAUCACUCUGAAUGAGCCUUAUGAGACUUUGGUUCCAUCAUCUCUAUACAAAUCUUACUGCAUUGACCACCUGGUGAUUGCCACGAGAGAUUAUUGCUAUGCACCUUCCAUGGAAGCAAUAUGCCAAGCUGUUGAUUUUAUCCAUAGAAAUGCUUCUAUUGGGAAGACGACUUACGUUCACUGCAAGGCGGGUCGGGGCCGAAGCACAACUAUCGUCUUAUGCUACUUGGUGCAACACAAAGACAUGACACCUGAAGAAGCAUAUGCCUACGUGAGGUCAAUCAGGCCUAGGGUGAAACUAGCUUCCACCCAAUGGAAGGCUGUUCUUGAGUACUACAAUGUCAGGGUGCUGAAUACCACUCAGAGCUCCUUAACCGAUGCAACUUCAGCCUUGAUCCCGAGAAGUACGAAGCAGGUUUGCUCUGGGAAUGUGGUCGUGUUUGAUGACGGGUCGGUGGUCGUAGUGACCCACUCGGAUGUAGAAGGCUAUGAUGAUGAUGACUCAAGGAGGUCAAUGAAUGUCGCUGCUGGGAACGAGUUAUGGGCAGCAGCUGCAGAUCUGAGCAUGGUGUACCGGGUGAAAGUGGUGGGACAAGCUGCUUUGGCGAGGAUCUCGUGCAUGUGGCUGGGCUUGCGCGAGGAUCACAAGCUCUCUGGGAAAAAUCUUUCCAUGAGAGGUAUAAGCGUCGACAUUUCUGUCUACUGAUGAUGAUGAUGAUGAAAAAAUGAUGAUGGUGAGAGUCUUGGCGAGUGUAGUGAAUGUGCCCUUUUCACUGUGCUCCCGCAGUAAAAAAAGAAUAUAAAUAAAAAGGGGUCAAAUUAGAUUAUAGAAGACAAAAGGGUUUGUAAACUCUGCAAACAAGGAAAAAAAAGACUUGGUUUUGUGGUCUUGGUAAUGUAAUGAAAUACAUGAAUUAAUCUUAUUUUCAAGUAUCCAA